Molecule: messenger RNA, 3090 nt
Organism: Paramuricea clavata
Lineage: Eukaryota; Metazoa; Cnidaria; Anthozoa; Malacalcyonacea; Plexauridae
Source: the annotation of a GenBank genome assembly
UGUUUGUUGGAAACCAAGUUUCAUAGAACUAUCUCGUUUUCAGCUCUUGGUUGCAUGUAAAUACAAGAAAACUCUGCUUGCUCAUGAAAGAGAAGCUCACGCAAAAUUCAUGGAAGUGAUCACCCGACAUCGCAAUCAUCUUCCACAAGUGAUCAUACAUUGUUUUACUGGAAACAAGGAAGAAAUUAAAGCUUACGUUGAUAUGGGAUUUUAUAUUGGAAUCACCGGCUUUAUUUGUAAAGGUAAAACAACCAACGGUCUGUGCCAGUGUAGGUAGCGACGAUACAAAACAGCUGCGGUUUGAGAGAGAUACAACUAUACCUGACAUACAAGCAUGACUUCAAGUUCUACUUAUAUUUUUCAGGUCGUUGUAUCUCUCUCAUUCUGCAGCUGUUCCGUAAAACAAAAUUGUUGUUCGCAAUGAGGAUGAACUGCAGUAGCAUGUAAAAAGAUUGUCCAUGCUGACGUCUCUUUAGUCUUCCUAAACUUCUGCAUAAGAUUUGCAUGAAGUUUCCGCAGGCAGGGAAGUAAGUGCGCAGGCAGCGAAACUUAUUUUUAUUUUGUCAAUUUAAAGCGAACAAUUGACAGGAUUUAAUCCGAUCAGCCCAUCACUUUUAAGUUUCACAAUCACAUGGUCGUAAAGAUUGGUUUUAUUAGUGACUGUUUAUCCUUCCACAUGCUACCUACAGUAAAAUGUUACGUUUCGCAGAAAAAAACGACUGAACAAGCAGCUAUUACAUGUACUGUAUGUGUAAAUCCAUUCCGAUAAACGAGUAACAUUUCUUAUCCGAUCAGGCAACUUGUAUAUUAUAUAGUGCUAGCAUUCGGACAUAAAAAUCAAGAGAAUACGAUACUUUCAAUUGGUGUGCACGCACUACUUUCAAGCAUAGUCAAUAGAAGAAGGUUAUAGGAAACUCGAUGCAGACAUAAUAGACCUCAUUACGUUUUUUGUCUUGGUUUUUGCCAGAAAUGCAUGGUCGGUUCAUAGUCACGUGUGUAUUGUAUUUUCACUAGAGCAACCAAUAGCUAUGUUUUCAUUUAACCAUUGUGUAAUAUCACGAUUGGGUAAUCAAACCAACACACUGCUAAUGGUUGGUUGGGUGAAAAAACAACACACACGUGACGAUGAACCAGUGAACUCUAAUAAGACUGGAACGUAACUCAGGUAAACAUGCCCAUACUUGCCUGAAGCCAACCGAGCAAGGAAAUUGCACUUUUAAAAGGACUAAGGAGAGUUUCGAGGAGUGGGAAUUCAGUCAAAGUUUUAUAUUUUCGACGAAAAUGAGCAAGAAAAGUCGCUUUUCAUCAAAAAGCUUCAAUAUUAAAAACCCAAAUGCGAUUUAUUUGAUAGUUAGAACUGCUUUGCAUUAGGCAACAGCAAAAGUUUGAAGGGUAUCAGGUUUGUUUUCAUAAAAACGACACUAGUUGAACGUGCCGAAGUGAACUUUGCUCUUUAACUAAAAAAAAACAACUUUGAAACAUAGGGCUACGGACCAAUACCUUUUUUGUAUUAAGGUCUAGGCAUAGUUGUUUAUUUUGUGUGCUUUUUGACUUGUCUAAAACGUGAAUAAAUCGAUUUUUCCGUAGAAAUCCCCCUUGAUUUGUGAUUUGUGAUUUGGCGCCCGGGAGAAGUUCGCGCGCUGUGACUUUCAAAAAAGAACUGGGGAGAGUUCAAUUUCCUCAUAAUUUUGGGGUUUUUUAGCAAAAAUACGCCGAAAAAUUAGGUUUUUCGUACGAAGAUUUCAAUUUCAAAGAUUCAAACUUGGUUUUCUGGAUAGUUCUAAGUAUUCUACAUCCACUAACAGCAAAAUCUCGAAAGGAACCAUUUUUGUAUUCAAGAAAAUAACAAAAUAUUUUCCGUGCCGAACAAAAUACGACUUUCAGGUACACAAAAAAUAAGGUUAAGUCUUUUCCACGGCUUCCAAACAUGGCUUGUGCAAUAGUCCAAGUAUCGUAGAUGUUUUUAAGCUUUUUAUCUAUGUUCUAGCAUAGCUAGAAAGGCAGAAAUCCGAGUUUUUCGAAGAGGUGUAUUUUCGCCGCCGUACCUCCAAUGGCGGCCUCCAAUUUGGCUUCAAAGAUGGCGGCCGAGUUAUCGUUCCAGUCUUAUUAGAGUUCACUGCGAUGAACCGACCAUAUUUUGCAUAAGACAAACAACAUCGUGACGAUGAACCGACCAUUUUUUGCACAAGACGAAAGCAUGGAUAAUGAGGUCUGUUAUGUCUGCAUCGUGUUUCCUUCUAUUGACUAUGUUUCAAUUACAUUAAUGGUUGCAUUAACGAUGCCGCUCAAAAUGUCAAAAUGUUUCAAAGAUGACGAAAACUUUCACAGGUCGGUAGUUAAGACAUGAGACAUCCGCAGGAAUAUUUAUCCAGUUCCUGCGAAAGGGGCCUAAAACGAUGAAUAUUUUUUGUUCAGAACCUCGCAGUCGUCAAAUUCGUGAAGCAAUCAAAGAUGGUACUCUACCACUUGACAAAAUUAUCAUUGAAACAGACGCUCCAUAUAUGGUUCCCAGUCUCCCACUCUCACAACUGGAUGAAACAAGCCGCAUGUUGUUAAUGAGAUGCAGGGAGGGACGGAAUGAGCCGUGCACUCUGCCUGUUAUUGCCAAAACUAUCGCGAAAUGUAUGGGACGUGAGGCCAAGGAGGUUGCUCGUGUUACAACUGCUAAUGCUGCUAGAGUGUUUGGUUUGUCAGCACCGCCAGUAUAAAUACUGUUAACAAUUCGAUGAAUAAAUUACGUUGGAUGUUCAAGUUAUUUACUGUAGUAUCCUUACGUUUUGUAAUAACAUUGGAAAUAUGGAUAUGAACAAUGGACAGCAAUCAACUCAAAUAUUUGUGUUUAUUUUUGUAUUGUACGUAUUUCAGUAGAUAUAUUGCGGCAGUUGGGUGAAUGUAUAGAUGAAUAUACGACAGUGUAAUUCGCCGCUUAUACCUUAGCUUGUGAUGUGUUAAAUGUUUUACGAUACACUUUGUUGUAAACGCUAGUGAACGAGGGAAGACAUUGUUGACUGACAAAUGUUUUCCGCUCAGUAAAUUUGAAAAUUGUGGAGAUUAUAAAUUAUAACGUAUAUCAACUAUCCUGGCUUUCAG